Molecule: messenger RNA, 1008 nt
Organism: Malus domestica (apple)
Lineage: Eukaryota; Viridiplantae; Streptophyta; Magnoliopsida; Rosales; Rosaceae
Source: RefSeq, a predicted model, not a curated record
AUUCCUGCAUAUAAAAAAUCGGCAUUUUGUGAUUGAGAAGAGGAAGAAGGUGCAGACCAUUUGUCAAAUAAAAAAUCCAUCACACUACCGGCGCUCCGCCCGGAACUGGGACGCAGAUGGACUAGAAGAGCCAGAAGAGAAAGCUGUCUGCAUUGAGCUUUUCCAGUCACCUAUCAAACGCAAAGCAAACUUUUUUUUUUUUUUUAACACACGUAGCAGUGAUCAACAUCUCGUUGCCAGCAAUUACGAAUUGGAGCAACAAACACAUCAGCAAUAAAAAUGGAAGGAAGCAACGAAGCUCCACAUGACAUCGAAAACCCAUACAUUCCGUUAGCAAAAUCAAUGAAUCGGGAGUUGGAUGUUUUGGCUCCCUUGUCGUCUUCGUGUUGUAUCUACAGAGUUCCUGAACGACUGCGGCGUGUAAGUGAAAAGGCCUACACACCUCAAGUAGUCUCUAUAGGUCCUCUUCACCAUGGAAAGGAAGGCCUACAAGCCAUGGAAGAGCACAAAAAGAGGUACCUACGAGAUUUUAUACGCAGAACCAGGGUCGGCUUGGAGCACUAUAUAAAGAAAAUAAAGGACCAAGAGGGCAAGAUACGCAGUUGUUACGCAGAAACUAUCGAGUUUAGCAGUGACGACUUUGUAAGAAUUGUUCUAGUGGAUGCAGCAUUCAUUAUUGAGGUCUUGUUGAGGCACCGUUUCCAUGAAUUGCAGGACGAGAAUGAUCGUAUAUUUAACAAACCAUGGAUGCUGCAGGACGUAUGGCCUGACAUACGGCUGCUUGAAAAUCAGUUGCCAUUCUUCGUUCUUGAGGAUCUUUUUGACCCAGAUAAAAUCGAUGUACCUUCUGAUAGUAACUGUACUGAGAGGCUUUCGAUAAUCAAACUUUCUCACGUAUUCUUCAAAGAUCUUGAAGGAGCGGAUGGAAAUUUGGAUAAAAUGUGUGCUUAUAAAGCAGAAACAUUUUGUCGAUUUUUUGUAGAAAAUUAUAUCUACCGCUACCACUAG